Molecule: messenger RNA, 307 nt
Organism: Racocetra persica
Lineage: Eukaryota; Fungi; Glomeromycota; Glomeromycetes; Diversisporales; Gigasporaceae
Source: the annotation of a GenBank genome assembly
GUUGGAAAGUCAACAAUAACAGAUAUCCUAAAUGAAAAAGAAUGUUGGUUAGCUACGACUGAAGAAGAAGGUGAAGUAAAAAAAUUUCGUAGGCCAAAGUGGCCAAAACUUGAAGAAGCUCUUGGUCUCUGGGUAGAUAAUACGUUUAAUAGUGGUCAAGAUAUUGAUAGUCAUAUUCUUAAGACAAAGGUGAAGUUUUUUGCAGAUUAUUUUCUUAUUGAUGAUUUUCACCAAUCUGAUAGUUGGCUUACUGGUUUCAAAAAACAUUAUAGGCUCUGCCAGUUUAAAAAAGAAGGUGAAUCAGCAA